Macrosteles quadrilineatus (aster leafhopper) is the source of this 5048-nucleotide messenger RNA. RefSeq names its product octopamine receptor beta-1R-like. The coding region runs from base 436 to 1764 and encodes 442 amino acids. Gene Ontology annotation, cellular component: membrane. Gene Ontology annotation, molecular function: octopamine receptor activity. The record is from RefSeq and is a predicted model, not a curated record. Lineage: Eukaryota; Metazoa; Arthropoda; Insecta; Hemiptera; Cicadellidae. Gene Ontology annotation, biological process: adenylate cyclase-activating adrenergic receptor signaling pathway. The transcript is spliced from 10 exons.
CGGCGCGGCAACAUCUCCCGCCAAAUAUACCGCGUCUCCGCUACUGGUGGCAAUUCUCUGUGUUUAGUGUUUGUGAUGUGUUUAUGUGUUAGGUGUAUGUGAAUUUGUGUUUAUUCGUCUAGAUAAACUCGCUAGAUACCUACAAACCUUGUGUUUCGUGUUUGUACCCUCGUAGAUCUGGGUUCCAGUUACAAUGUUGUCCACCCAAGUUAUACUGGUCACAAUUGAACACCGUCAUGGAAAAACUCCCACCGUCGAGUAUACCGCAACAUUAACAAUAUUAAGCAUUACAAUAAAAUCCACAAGAUCAAUAAGUUAAGUGACAUAGAGCUUAGUACAAGAUAAAUGGGAAACUUUACGCUUCGUUCGCAGUAGCCCUAACCGAGUUACCUCUCUAAACGUUUAGAAAGUGAUAGAUUACGUACCUGAAUAGUGAUGGAGGUCUAUAUGGCAAACACGAGUUUUUACUACCAAAACAAUAGCCUGAACGAAAGCCUUUACGACCCGAACACCACGUUGCCAGAGGAACAGUCUACUUGGGAGUUUCUUGUCAUCAUACUGGUCAAGUCGAUGGUGAUGGGGUUCAUCAUACUGGCGGCGCUGUUCGGCAACUUACUUGUCAUGGUUAGUGUGAUGAGACAUCGCAAGCUCAGGGUGAUCACCAACUACUUCGUCGUGUCCCUGGCAUUGGCAGACAUGUUGGUAGCCAUAUGGGCCAUGUGUUUCAACGCUAGUGUAGAACUCACGGGAGGUCGCUGGCUCUUUGGCUACUUCAUGUGUGACGUCUGGAACUCCCUCGACGUCUACUUCUCUACCGUCUCCAUACUGCAUCUGUGCUGCAUCAGUGUGGACCGGUACUACGCGAUCGUGCAGCCUCUGGACUACCCUCUGAUCAUGACUCAGGGCCGCCUAGUGGUCAUGUUGGCUGUAGUCUGGUGCUCCCCAGCUCUACUAAGCUUCCUGCCAAUCUUCAUGGGCUGGUAUACCACAGACGAGCAUCUCAGAUUCCGUAUCAACAACCCAGACAUGUGCACAUUCGAGGUAAAUCGGCCGUAUGCCAUCAUCUCAUCUUCUGUCAGUUUCUGGGUGCCAGGGGUCAUCAUGAUCUUCAUGUACUACCGAAUAUACAUAGAAGCCGACCGUCAGGAGCGGAUGCUAUAUAGGAGCAAAGUAGCAACAGCUCUACUAAACAAACAUCUGCAGAUCAACGGUAUCAGCACGAGUGGUCUGCCUGCAGAGCCUUCGUCACAGGGUAGCGCCAGCAGCAGCAAGAUGAAGAGAGAGCGCAAGGCAGCUCGGACACUUGGCAUCAUCAUGUCGGCCUUCUUAGCCUGCUGGCUGCCGUUCUUCCUAUGGUACCUGAUAACAACACUGUGUGGACCGCCCUGCUACUGUCCUCAUGCAGUGGUUGCUGCAGUGUUCUGGGUUGGCUACUUCAACUCUGCACUCAACCCGUUGAUCUACGCUUACUUCAACCGCGAGUUUCGAGUUGCGUUCAAGAAAACUCUGCAGUCUUGCUGUUACCAUGUUCUACUUGUCUUCCCUUCGAGGAGACAUUCACGACAGAGGUUCCAGCCCCAGUCCAGUGUGACGCGCGGGAGUCGCCCCAUCAUGAACAGCAACGUGUCUUCGUCUGCAGAGAUACAUUUCCUCAACAACUCGUCCAUGGUGCGCAUCAACACUCCUGACGAUCCCACUCGCUCCUUUCCUUCCAAGAACAACUCGGAGGCCGAAACUCGUGUGCUGUCUGAGGCCGUCAUCUAAACCGUUGAAACGAACAAGAGAUGUCUUACCGCCACUCUCAGCAGGCAGACCGACAAUCAUUUACUUCCAUAGGCAUAGUUUUCCAAAAUAAGAUAUAUUUUUCUAAGAUAAAAACCAUAAAAUUGGUAUGAAAAAUUGUUAUAAUACCCUUGGGAAAUAAAAAUUGAUCACGGAAACAAAUUAUAUUUAACAUUUAAUAUAAUCACCAUUUGAAAAAGCUAAAGAUUUCCUUUUUUAAGCAUAACAAACUAAAUAACUUAUACAUGUUCAAUUUAAUGAAACAUUGCUACUUGACCAUUUAUAAAAUUUUGUUACCAUUUUUCUGUGAUAUGUGAAGAGCAUAGAUAAUAUGUUAAUAUACAUUUAUAUGUGUAAGUAAGUGUUACAUUAAUGAGAUUAAAAGUUAAAAUUGAUUUAUAACUGACUUGGUUAAAUAAUGUUGGUCGACGUUCAUUGUUUAAAAUAAAUACUAUUUUGAUGUAUUUAUUUCGUUUUGACUUAACGUUGUACAUGCAUUUCGUUGAAUGAAUAUAACUGUAACAUCCAUAUUUAAAAAAGUACAAUUAAGGGAAAAAUCAACUCCAAUCUUUGUUUUAACUUACAAGCGUAUUAUUGUCUUUUAAAUUAGUAUUUAACAAUUUAAGGACGUUGUGUAUUGCUGUUAACUGUUUGCUGUUGACCUAGACAUUGUUUAGUGGUCGUCGCGUAGUGAACCUAAUGUUGGAUUGACAUUGAAACCGUUGUAAAAGACUGCCAGAUCCCCAGCCAGUGAUGAUAAACCUUUCGUCAAUACUGUCAGGGUAUGAAGAAAACAAAACAAACUAGCAGGAGCAUCACGGAACAACACGUAUGUGUGAUGUUUGUUGGCUUAAUUAUUGAUUCGUAACACUUUUUAGCUAUAACUAUUCAUAGUAUUAGUAUACAAUUAAAAGUAUUGAAAAGUAAUAAACAUACAUAAAGUUGUUUACUAAAACUCUACAACAAAAGUUUGUUCUAAAACAGUGUUUGCAUUUCAAAAUCAAAUAACUCUUUUGUAAUAAUUUGUUAUUGUAAAUUAUUAAUUAAAGUAUAACACAAUUUCAAAAAUGAAAAGAAUAUCGUUAGAUAUAUUAUAAAUACAGUAUGAUUGAAAAGUCCGGAACGGUGUAAUUUAUUUGUUACAAUUAUAGAUAAAUUAAUGAGACUUGGUAUUUCAAUAAUAGUCACAAAUGCCUAUUCUUUUAAGCCAGCAUUAUCACGUUUUUAUUCUUUAAAGGGAACAGCCCACGAGGAGUUAGACAAAAUUCUUAAAUAGCUGCAUAGGUCAAGUUUGGUAUCAAAUUAAAGGUCUUAGUUAGUAGAAUACAUUACCGCAAGCCCGAAUUCAAACUGUAUACUAAGUCAAAAAUGGCAGCUGUUUAAAUAUUUCUUUAGUAUGUAUGGCAUUUUGAAUUUUUGUACGGCAGCCAUUUUAUUGUUUUGGGCUCAAAUUUGCAGCAUUGUAUUCUACUAAUAAAUACCUUUAAUUUGAUGUGCAUAUCGACCUAUGCAUACGUUUACGAUUUUCUUCCGACUACUAGUGGGCUAUACCCUGGAGGUAGCGUAUAAUAGCUUUGCAAAUUCAAUGAAUAUUUUUGUUGGUGGCUCACAUCAACUACAACGAUUUUGGUAAAAAAAAAAACUGGCUACAAAUUUAACAUGGGGAUGGAAUGUCUAGUUGUAUUAAUAGUCAAAGUUUGUACUAACUAAGACCUUUAAUUUGAUACCUUAAGAAUUUUGCGUGACUCUUCGUGGGCCGUCCCCUUUAAGGGUUAAACAAUGUAUAAUAGCUUAAAGUAGUAGACAUUUAUGGCUAUUAUUGAUAUACUAAGUCAUAUUACUUGAUCAAUAACGGUAAAAACAAUAUUGCACCGUUCUGAGACUGUUCAAUCACACUAUAUAAGAUGACAAUAAACUAUGAAAAUACGGUUCACUACUAAGUGAAGUAAAAACCAAAACAACAAAAAUCAAGUCAGUAGGUCAAAGAAAUCACCACAAAUUAUUUUUAUUAAUAAAAAAGUCACGAAAAAUCCCAUUGCUUAGCCAUUAAAAUUUAUGUUUAAGGCUUUUAUAUCUACCUAUAAAAUGCAAACUGUAACGUUUUGCAGCUUUUUAAAACACAAUGUUAGUAAUCCGAUUAAAACAAACUGCAGUCUGGCUUAACUUUCUUGUCAAUUCCAAUCUACACAACAAAAUCUUAUCAACACGUUAUAAGUAUUUGUAAGUGUAUUAAUUCGAUGUACAAACAAACAUUUAUGUCGAGAACCAAAGACUACACUAUUAGAGGACACACAGAGCAAUACGAUAGCCAAGUUUAGAUUAGGUUAGGAUUACGUUGUUUUGUUGAUACUUUUUAUAUGUUUUUUUGUACAGUUGAGUGCUAUAUUUGUACUCUGUGAGUGCACUUUAUGUCAAUUACAUUUCAUUACUUAUCUGUCGUGUUAAUAUUUUAAAAAGAAAUCGAACAAUGAGAAAAAUAACUGCUAAAUAAAAAUUGUUAAUUAUGAUGGAAGAUUUAAGUUUUAGUAUAUAUUUAUUCGGGUUACUUUUACCAAUACCAAGAUAACUUAUUGAUACGUAUUUAAGAAUGUUGGUAUCUUACUUUUUUAUUAAUAUAUAUAUUAAAUUCCCAUGUGACGUAUUUGUGUGGGUGGAUUAUAAAAUGAUACCUCUAAUGCUAAAAGCCAACUAAAAUUACAAAAUAAUAAAACAAUACGAGAACAUGUCUCUCUACACUAUCGUUACAUUUAAAACGUGGCAGCUUUCGGCAUGUUAUACGUUAUUCAUAUUAUAAUGGAUGAUUUAUAAAACAAUGAUAACAACAAAAUACAGGUGUCAAACUAACCAUGAUAAAUGGAGUACAAUAUUUUCUACAACUCAUAAUGUUCAUUGAUAAAAACAUACAUAAAAUGUUAACAAAAAUAUUAUCUAAAGAAUACCGGUUGUGCAAUUUCUCAUCGUUCGGGUAUCUUACAAACUUUUCGCAACUUUUCUUUUAACGAAAAAAAAAAUUCAACAGUUUAUUCCCUUUAUACAGUUUCCAAUCUAACUCUUCAGGGCGCCUCCCCUUUACAAAAUAUUCGGAGAAACAGACAUUUCUAUUAAUUUCGUCACUACUAGGUUUAGAUUAAUGUUUGGUGUUACCCAACGCAAUGUGUUAGGUAAGGUGUUAGUUCUGCAAAUGUAUAUUUGUUAUUAUUAUUACGUUUGAUGAAUUCUGAACGUUUUAUAUUUGAAUGUAAAAUAAAUUAUUUAUUUGUUCUACA